Messenger RNA from Schistocerca cancellata (South American locust), 885 nucleotides. RefSeq lists its product as uncharacterized. NCBI's taxonomy places the organism in Eukaryota, Metazoa, Arthropoda, Insecta, Orthoptera, Acrididae. The transcript is spliced from 3 exons. The record is from RefSeq and is a predicted model, not a curated record. Bases 1 to 885 code for a protein of 294 amino acids.
AUGGGAGGCAUUUCAAGUUGUCUGCUGAACACAAAAACGGUUUUUGUUAGAGGAGACAAGAAGAGAAAGCCACCAUUGUGGAAGGAGAGCUCUUCCUUUCCAUCUUCAGUUUUGGCUGCCAUCAGCAGAGUGCAGGAUGAAGAAGUUCCUGCUCUUGUUCCUGAGUACACUGCAGGACCACCAGAACGUAAUCAGACAUCCUCUGAAAGUGAGGAACUGAAGACGAAGUGUGAACACCUCAUAAGAAAAACUGAUCAGGUGAAUAAUUAUGUUAGGCACUGUCUUAAUACAUGUUUGCCACACCCCAGAACAUUAACAAAGUGGUACCAGUGUGUGGGUGGAGCACCUGGCUUCACAUCCGAGGCGUUUAAGGUAAUCACGGCAGAAGCUAGUCACCGUGAAACAAAGUUUCCAACUAUAUGUAGCUUGGUAGUUGAUGAAAUUGCCAUCAGGCAACAUGUAGAAUUUGAUGGUGCAUGCUAUUACGGUUAUGUUGACAUGGGGUCAUCUGUAGACACAGAUAAUUUGCCCAUUGCCAAAGAAGCAUUUGUGCUCAUGCUUGUGGUUAUUAAUGCUUCUUGGAAGCUCCCAGUUGGGUAUUUCCUGACUGCUGGUAUAACUGGUGAACAAAAAGCCAAGAUAGUUAAACAGUGCAUUGAUCUUGCCAAUUCAAGUGGUGUGAAAGUUGUUUCGCUCACAUGUGAUGGUUCAGCUAGCAAUUUGUCAAUGGCUAGAUGUUUAGGCUGCAAUCUCAAUUGUGAAACUUUGGAAAGUACUUUUUCAGUUGAAGGGAAUGAUCAUGAAAUGUCAUUUUUCCUAGACCCUCCACAUAUGUUGAAACUUGUGCGCAACGCUUUAGGAGAUAAAAAAAUUUCUUUGGGAUGA